AUGCGCAAAGUCUACACUACCGACUUCCAACAAUUAUUCAACAUGGGGUACCAGAACUACUCCGAAGGUGAGUGGCGUGUAGCCCGACGACUACUGAAGGAAACACAAGACAUGCUCGGCUUCCAGGAUGGCCCCAGUACUGCCUUGUUGAACUUUAUGGAGACCUAUCACUUUGAG
Molecule: messenger RNA, 177 nt
Organism: Cladocopium goreaui
Lineage: Eukaryota; Dinophyceae; Suessiales; Symbiodiniaceae
Source: the annotation of a GenBank genome assembly